Molecule: messenger RNA, 384 nt
Organism: Arachis duranensis
Lineage: Eukaryota; Viridiplantae; Streptophyta; Magnoliopsida; Fabales; Fabaceae
Exons: 2
Coding region: 1-384 (127 amino acids)
Source: RefSeq, a predicted model, not a curated record
AUGGGAAGGAGAAGGAGAUGGAGAAGGAGACGGGUAGGGGUGGAAACAGGCCAGGCCAGGCCAGGCUUUGCUCUUAACAGGCCUGGCCUGUCAUACAGUCAGGCCAGACCAGGCCAAACACAGGCCAGGCUGCAGGCCCCUGGCAGGCCGCCUGGCCUUUUUCCACCCCUAGAGAUGGGGAAGGGGAAUGGGAAGGGGAAGGGGAAGGUUGGGGAUGGGGAUGAAACAUUAAGAAUUGGAAGGGAAGGAGAAGGAGAAGGAGAUGGAGAAGGAGAUGGGGAUGGGGAUGGGGAUGGGGAUGGGGAUGGAGAAGGGGAAGGGAAAGGGAAAGGGAAAGGGAAAGGGAAAGGGGAAGGGGAAGGUUGGGGAUGGGGAUGGGGAUGA